AUGUCCGCAGCUGCUGGCAGGUCUCAGGAGAACAAACGAGUUCUCCUUCGUUCUCCGCCUGGAAACCAAAUGUCACAACAAGGAGCACCGCAUGUCGGCCCUGGUCACUAUGACAACCAUGAGUUUGGCACCAUAGUUUAUGACUUAGAGAAGAGACCCGUGAGUAAGAAAGGAUAUUCUCUCUGUGCGAGAACUGCAGCGCGCUUUCCACCUUGUAACAAGACAGCGACUCCUUCACCACAGCAGUAUCAGCGGGAUCAAACCAGGUCCAGAGUCGUCCCUCCUGGCAAAACACCUUUUAGCUCAACCACACAGAGGUUCAGCAGCAUGUCAAGUACAGCCGGAGACAGUCCAGGGCCUGGAGCGUACGCUCAUGAUGUGGUGACGAACAGGAAAGUGAGCUGGCCAAUGUGCUUUGGGAGCCCAGACUGGCCCAGACUGCCUCAGCUAGAGAAGAAGUCCCUGAAGAGGAAUCUAACUGGUGAAAAGGAGUUCCUUAAGCAGAGGAACAGAGUGGCGUACCUAAGUCUGUACUAUUAACUCUAAAGUUUGAAUAAAA
This is a messenger RNA of Stegastes partitus (bicolor damselfish), 559 nucleotides long. RefSeq names its product protein pitchfork. Gene Ontology annotation, molecular function: cytoskeletal protein binding. The transcript is spliced from 5 exons. Bases 1 to 540 code for a protein of 179 amino acids. The record is from RefSeq and is a predicted model, not a curated record. Gene Ontology annotation, biological process: regulation of cell projection organization. NCBI's taxonomy places the organism in Eukaryota, Metazoa, Chordata, Actinopteri, Pomacentridae.